UUACUUGACAUUACCGGGUUAUUGUCACUUCCCCCGUGUUAAACCUCGGUGGUUUCCCCUCGCCCCCACCCCCUCCCCGGGCUCGGCUCUCUCCAGUUAACUUUGUUCAAACGGCUGCAGCCAGGAGGGCUUGUCCGGGCCUGGGACACAGAUAGCGUAAAGUAAAUAACCACCACAAUUAGGCUGGGGCCGGGAGUUGAUCUUCGUGGCGAGAGAUCUGCUUAGUUACCGUUUGCUGUUUCGGGGCGAUUGAAGGCCGCCGUGCCAAGGACACACACACACACACACACACACACACAGCCACUCUUAACACACGCACGCUGGAUACAAAAGUCUGGAGGAUCUAGGGGAGAAUUGCAGCCGCCGGAUCGGUGCAGCAGCCGCGGCCAGAGCCAUGCGUGUCACGGCCUCCUGAGGGGGGAAAAGGAAGGAAGGGAGGAAGGAGGAAAACAAAAAGAGAGAAAGAAAGAAGGAAAAAAGAAAAGAGGGAGAAAGGAAAGCCGAAGAAAGACGCGGGGUGGUGGAAAGUGUUUGCCUGCUUUUGUCUCGCAAUACAGUGAACUGGAAGAUGGAGAUGGAUGUUAAGGGAGUUUCUCCGUGCCCGGAGCCCAUCCCCCCGGCGGCGGGGUCUGGCGGCUGCCCGCACCAGCGCCCGCACCACCGCGAUGGGCAGCCCGCGGAGCCGGCCCCCGCCGCCGACAGCGGCCACCCGGAGCGGAGGCACGGCAGCGAGAAAGAGGACAAAAAGAGACCUACAGCCAACAAGACUUCUGGUGCUCCUUCCUACAGCAGAUGGUCCAGUUCACAGCCCCAUCAGUCCAGCUCCACAGUGAGAACGUACCAAAACAGUAAAUCGAGAGUGACCAUGAGCCCUGGCUUUAGCUCCCAGUGGAAUAGCAGCCAACCUGCUUGGAAUACAUACACCUUUCCAAGAGCAAGCUUGCACUACCAGUCUCAUGCUAGCUACACCUACUGUGCUGGACAUCCUGCUCAGUCCUAUGCACCAGCUCCCCACCCCAUGGCUCCUCCCAGCCCCAGCACAAACAGCAGCAACAACAGCAGCAACAACAGCAGCGGAGAGCAGUUGAGUAAAACCAACCUGUACAUUCGAGGCCUUCCACCCGGCACCACUGACCAGGACCUUAUCAAGCUGUGCCAGCCGUAUGGGAAAAUUGUAUCCACAAAGGCAAUUCUUGACAAAAACACGAAUCAGUGCAAAGGUUAUGGUUUUGUAGAUUUUGACAGUCCUGCAGCAGCACAGAAAGCAGUAGCAUCUCUCAAAGCAAAUGGUGUGCAGGCGCAGAUGGCAAAGCAACAAGAGCAAGAUCCCACAAAUCUAUACAUCUCAAAUUUACCUGUGUCCAUGGACGAGCAGGAACUGGAGAAUAUGCUGAAACCCUUUGGACAUGUCAUUUCCACCAGAAUAUUAAGAGAUGCGAAUGGAGUCAGCAGAGGAGUCGGCUUUGCCAGAAUGGAGUCUACAGAAAAAUGUGAAGUAGUAAUUCAACAUUUUAAUGGCAAAUAUCUGAAAACACCACCCGGUCUACCAGCCCCCACUGAGCCUUUGCUGUGCAAAUUUGCUGAUGGAGGGCAAAAGAAGCGCCAGAAUCAAAGCAAAUACACACAGAAUGGAAGGCCGUGGCCCAGAGAAGGAGAGGCUGGCAUGGCUUUGACUUACGAUCCAACAGCUGCUAUACAGAAUGGAUUUUAUUCCUCACCGUACAGUAUUCCAACAAACCGCAUGAUUCCACAGACAUCAAUCACGCCAUUCAUUGCUGCUUCCCCUGUCUCUACAUAUCAGGUCCAGAGUACUUCAUGGAUGCCUCAUCCGCCAUAUGUUAUGCAACCAACAGGUGCUGUGAUAACACCAACAAUGGACCACACUAUGUCAAUGCAGCCAGCAAGCAUGAUGGGCCCUCUGACCCAGCAGAUGAACCACCUUUCCUUGGGCACAACAGGAACGUACAUGACUGCUGCUGCACCUAUGCAAGGGACCUACAUUCCCCAGUACACUCCUGUGCCUCCAACAGCUGUCCCUAUUGAAGGUGUUGUUGCUGAUACUUCUCCACAGACAGUAGCAUCUUCAUCACAGGAAGCCAGUGGUCAACAGCAACAGAUGACAGUGGAAACAUCCAGUGAACAUGCGCCUGCAUAUUCUUACCAACAGUCUAAGUAA
Messenger RNA from Corvus hawaiiensis (hawaiian crow), 2176 nucleotides. RefSeq names its product RNA binding motif single stranded interacting protein 3 (gene RBMS3). The record is from RefSeq and is a predicted model, not a curated record. The transcript is spliced from 15 exons. Gene Ontology annotation, cellular component: nucleus; ribonucleoprotein complex; cytosol. Lineage: Eukaryota; Metazoa; Chordata; Aves; Passeriformes; Corvidae. The coding region runs from base 569 to 2176 and encodes 535 amino acids. Gene Ontology annotation, molecular function: poly(A) binding; poly(U) RNA binding; mRNA 3'-UTR binding.